Molecule: messenger RNA, 4222 nt
Organism: Carassius carassius (crucian carp)
Lineage: Eukaryota; Metazoa; Chordata; Actinopteri; Cypriniformes; Cyprinidae
Gene: paqr4a
Product: progestin and adipoQ receptor family member IVa
Exons: 3
Coding region: 1681-2499 (272 amino acids)
Cellular component (GO): membrane
Molecular function (GO): signaling receptor activity
Source: RefSeq, a predicted model, not a curated record
CAAUAUAUAUAUAUAUAUUGCAGUAGAAAAAAUAUCUAAAAGGCACAAAUUGAAUGGAUCCUGUCCUCGCGCCACCCCCGGCUCGUGCCAGUUGGUCCAGACUGGAUUAAAGCGCUGCAGCAUCAGCGGAUGAUCAGGAGAGAAGGCCGGGCCGCUGCGCCCCUCCACCAGCCGCAUGCUCCCGCACACCGGCUUCUGUCCGCCCGUGAGAAGUGCGCCGGGGAAUGUAGGGGAUAUUAACCUUUCUUUGGAAUAGCCGCUUAUCAGAAACCGAGCUCCUCGGCAAAGCGCUCGUUUAAAACUCUGCUGGCUGAAAUCACUGCAAGCUAGCAGCAACAUCACUUGGCAGCAGAGGGGAGACGUGCUCCUGUGAGCUGAGCUCGGUGCAUUCCUCCGUUCGCUGGAUGACAAAUGCCAAGCCACCGGAUGGAGAUAUUUUAGACGGAGCAUGGGGGAUCGCGGGAAUCCGUGUACCACUGUUUGGGAAAACCGGUUGUGAUGUUUAACCGCUGCUAAAACGUUGACUGUGCAGCUCGUGUGUUUUUGCAGUCAGCAAAAUCAAGGUGACGGCAGCUAGCCCGUUAGCUCGCGAGCUAUUCGGUUAGUGUGAGACAGGGAACCGAAAACGCACCGAGUGCGUUUGACAACAAAAUAUCGCUAUUAUCGUUAUUGAUAAGCGUGUGCACUUUUUCUUUGCACGGUGCACUUCCUUAUUGGAUAAGAGUGCACGUCGCUGACGAGGAGCAGAUGUAAGGAUAUGCGUGAUAUUCUGGGGGGAAAACUUGCCAUAUCUAUGAGAAUUAGAUAAUAGAGCAUAUCAAACUCGUGUGCUUUAUUAUUAUUAUUAUUAUUAUUUUUACAUCAGCUGAAUAUUUUAAUGUUAACCCCCUAAACCCAGUGGGAUGUCAUAUCGAUUCUGGCACAUGUACUGUAUAUUAGUGACUAAUUGUGCCAAGCAAUAUUGUCGUAUCGUCACUAUAUUAUUAAGCGCAUACUUGUUUGUUUAGAGACAAACACACCUGCUUCGUUCAGGUCCAGUAAAUGAGUCUUUUGUAUCAGUUUCUUGCAACACACGAGUCUCACAGUCAGAGAAAAAUCAGAGUGGAUGCCAAAGCUCCGGACGGACAGAUGAUGGUGAUGAUUCACUCUGUGGGAAUAUGAGGAAGUUAUUCUGAACCGAGCACACGGCUUCGCGUUCAAGAAACCCCUGCUGUUCCCGAUGGUGGAAUCAGCCUGUGGCUGUUUGAUGAGCAGCGAACGAAAGCCGCCUCUCCUCGGGUCGCCUCUGAAGUCGAGCUGACAGAAGCUGGUGGGUUUUGUUUGAAAGGCUGGAGCAGGGUGUGACAGCUCUUGGUUUAAAUGUUACAUGCAGCACUGUGUGUAUCAGCGAAGCUCACUAUGAACGCAGCCUGGAAUUUCUACGUUAAUCCGUGUGGAUGACGCCGCCGCCGCCAACGUUCCAAAACAGAACGUCGCCGAGGCAAAAGUUGCUUUUUAAAAUAGUUUGUUUCGGCUAAAGAGCAGCAGGUCUGUUAGCCAUGUAGCUGGCUGCAAAUGAUCGGACUGCACUUCUUCAACUAAUGUCUAGGGUGUCGGCUCUUUUUUUAGUCUGUGUCGGGCGUGUAAAGUGUAAUGUAUAGCGUAGUUAUUUUAACGUCGUCGUGACUGUUUCUGGUUGCUAUGGCAUUUUUAAACGGCCCCAGACUGCUGGACUGGGCAAACUCUCCUCCACAUUUACAGUUCAACAGAUAUGUCCUGACUGGAUAUAGACCCAUCUCCUCCGUCCAGGAGUGUAUCAAGAGUCUCUUCUAUCUGCACAAUGAGCUGGGGAACAUCUACACCCACGGAAUCCCUCUGCUCUGUUUCCUGGUGCUGCUCCCGCUCAACAUCCCCUGGUCACAGAUCAGCGUGACGUGGCUCGGCGUGGUGCAUUUCUUGGCCUGCCUUUCACCACAGCUGGGCUCAGUGGUCUACCACCUCUUCAUGAACCAUGAGGGCGGCGAGCCCGUCUACAAAACCCUGCUCACGCUAGAUAUGUGCGGAAUCUGCAUGAUCAACACGCUAGGAGCCCUGCCCAUCGUGUACAGCACUCUUCUCUGCUACCCCUUCACCCGCACAGUGGCUCUGCUGAUGUACAUCCUGCUCUCCAGUUACUCCAUCUACUGUGCCAUCACAGCAUGCAGCAGUGUGCGCCGUCUGCGUUCCUUCGCCUGGCAGGCGCUUUUCCGCUUCUCGUUUUUCCUUCUGCGCUGGGUAGGUGUGGGCGGAGGAAGUCCCACGUCACUGGGUCACUUUCUCACUAUGGAUGCACUAGCGGUGUUGGGUGGUGUCAUUAAUAUCACGCGAAUCCCCGAGCGGUUCUGCCCAGGCCUCUUUGACUACUGGUGCAACAGCCAUCAGAUCAUGCAUGUGCUGGUGGUGGUGUCCAUACUGUACCUACACUGGGGGGUGCUGGACGACUUACUGUGGAUCAACACGUAUCACUGUCCGUCAGACUGACAGUAGCCCCUGGUAGUCUGGAAUCAUGGGUAAUGGGGCGUGAGGACCUCUUUUAGUAAUGAGAUGUUUGGGAACACGACGUUAUUGGGCAAAGAAUGGUUUGGGGUGGGGGGGGGGGGCUGUGUGCUUUGUAUAUAAAUGUGUGCACGAAAGUCCAUAAGAAGUGUUUUACAUGUUUUUUAGGAGACACCAGUGCCAGCUUUGACACACAUGCUUGUUGUGCCGUCAGAAGCCAGAAUGUACAUAUCUGCGUUCGCAUUAACAUUGUCCGUGCAUGGCACUGUUUAGACCUGCUAGCUCAAACAAAGGCAAUUUAUUUAUUUAUUUAUUUGGUUUGAGACCUACACAUUUUCUAGGCACACACACACACACACACACACACACACACACACACACACACGCACAUAUGGGGUCUGACAUUAUUUAAUGUCAUGUGUUCACCAGCGUUUAAAGCAUUUAAUAAAUGACCUCUAAAUUUAGCUGAACAGUGAGAGACAUGAUCGAGCCCUCAUAUGAUUGGCUCUCGAAAUGUAAGAUUUAACGUAUCGUGUAAAACUAAAAUUCAUUGCACAAAAUAGCAUGGCUUUUAUGAAAAACGAAUUAUAGUUUGUCUCUAUUCUCAAUUUUGCUGGUGACAAACAGAUCACCGGUGCAGAAAUGAUGUACGCACCAACCCAACUUUCUACUUAGUACUCUAUUGCAGACUAUGCAGCAUAUCAGAUGUUACAUCAGUGCUUACACCACACAAACACACACGUACUGUAUGCCCAGUCUCACAGCAACAUUUACUGGAAAUACUUGAGUUGAUUUUACUUGUUUUAUCACACUUAUUUUCCACUCUUUUUUUGUCGUCUCCCUGUUAAGGUCCACAUUUUCUGUAUUCUCAACCUGAUACCUUUAAGUGAAGGGUGAAGGGGUCAUUCCUUGGUUUUGUAGCCUUGCCAUUUAUACGUUUACUGGCUGGUUAAAGUUGCUGAAUGCCCAUUUGAUUUUUUUAGUGCCCUCUGUGACUUUGAUCAUGUUUGUUAACAUCUAAAGGGCAUUUAUUCAAUGUGAUUUUUGCAGGAGCAUGACUUCAAUAAUACCCUGGGAAACAUUUUCCGUUACCUGCAGAAGAUAUUUUCUCUGCUGUGCUGCUGAACAGUCAAUUCAGCUUUGUACACUUACGGUUUUAAUAUCCUAAUCUGUAGAUUGGAUUUUGUACCACUCUAAAUUAGAUUUAAUUUCUUUCUGACCUUUAACCUCAAUUAUCUAUGUAACCUUGGAUUCAAGACAAGGCAAAUUAUUUUCUUAAUGGUGUGCUGUUUGCACAAAGGCUUUAAUUCUCUGCUGGCCAUCCUUGUCCACUGUGCACCGAAUGUUCCCGCUCAUCAGAUGUGGCAGAUGAAUAUUAGACUCCAGAAUGGAGCAAUAUUACACAUGCCACUACACUAUGAAUUCCCCAAUGAACACUAAGGGAAUAUUGGUUCUGCUCACUUGUGGCAAAUUAAUGCUAUAUAUACAGAUUAUCUAAGUCCCUAGUAAUGGGAUGAACUUGAUGGGAUAUAAUUCAUAAUGACCCCUCUGAUUUAAGAAAAGUUGCCAAAAGACUUCAGGUUUAACAGCGCUGUUUAUAGUGACUGAAGCUGAACAAUCAGUCUCCUUUAUAUCUGCUUUAGAAUGUGAUUGAUGUAAACUAAAACAGUUCUUAAUGCAGAUUGCACUAUGGAGAUGUUCUCAUUGU